AUGGUUCGCUUUCUGGUCUGUCCUCUCUGCGAUGGUUCUAGAGAGCCAUUGCAAACUUGCACGCAAAGCCGCCUUCUUUUUCUUUAUUCCCCUCUCUCUCUCUCUACCACGCACCUUUCUCUCUCUAAAACACACAAACCCCUACAUACUACAUAGUUCGUACGUGCAUACAUUUUGAAUGAAUAAAGCUAACCGUACAAAAUUUACUUGACAAGUGUACUGAAUUCUCAGCUGAAAAUGGCUUCACUACUCUCAACAACACCUUUUGCUACAGCUAUUUCAACACCAUCAUUCCGUACCUCUCUUUCUCCUCGUUCCACCAAAACCCUAAUCCAUUCCACAUCAACCAGACGAACAAUUCUCCCUCCUACCCGAGUCGCUGCUCCUCCAACCCCACCAUCACCAACCACCACCACACUUUCCCAAGAACAAGAUCAAUACCAGGAAAUUGAACUCCAAGUCGAAGAUGAAGACAAAGACGACACUUCCUCAUCCAAGUUCUCUUGGAGAGACCAUUGGUACCCAGUCUCUCUCAUCGAAGACCUCGACCCCAAUUCCCCGACCCCAUACCAGCUUCUCAACCGCGACCUCGUCCUCUGGUUCGACCGAUCCACCUCCGAAUGGGUCGCCUUCGACGACAAAUGCCCUCAUCGACUCGCCCCUCUCUCUGAAGGACGAAUAGAUGAAAAUGGGGACUUGCAGUGUUCGUACCACGGUUGGUCUUUUGAUCGGUGCGGAUCUUGUGUUCGGAUCCCUCAGGCGGCGACGGAGGGGCCUGAAGCUCGGGCUGUUCGAUCUCCGAGAGCCUGUGCCACCAAGUUUCCCACCAUGGUCUCUCAGGGUUUGCUCUUCGUUUGGCCUGAUGAGAACGGUUUGGAACGAGCUCGUGUUACCAAGCCUCCUAUGUUGCCUGAUGACUUUAAUAAUCCUGAAUUUUCAACGGUGACGAUUCAGCGUGAUUUGUUCUACGGCUACGAUACUCUCAUGGAAAAUGUCUCCGAUCCUUCCCACAUUGAUUUUGCUCAUCACAAGGUUACAGGGAGGAGAGACAGAGCCAAGCCUUUGCCAUUUAAGAUGGAGUCUACUGGCCACUGGGGCUUUGCUGGGUCAAAUGAUGAUAUUCCCAAAAUCAGUGCUAAAUUUGUUGCACCUUGUUAUUACAUUAAUAAAAUAGAGAUUGACACAAAGCUUCCCAUUGUGGGUGAUCAAAAAUGGAUAAUAUGGAUUUGUUCCUUCAAUGUACCAAUGGCACCUGGGAAGACCCGGUCAAUUGUUUGUAGUGCUCGAAAUUUCUUCCAGUUCACAAUGCCAGGUCCUGCAUGGUGGCAGGUGGUUCCUAGAUGGCAUGAGCAUUGGACUUCAAACAAGGUGUAUGACGGAGACAUGAUUGUGCUUCAGGGUCAAGAGAAAGUUUUUCUUUCAAAGUCGAUGGAAGGUUCUGGUGAUGUGAACAAGCAGUACUCGAAAAUCACAUUUACACCUACACAAGCUGAUCGUUUUGUCUUGGCAUUUCGAAAUUGGCUGAGGCGACAUGGCAACAGCCAACCUGAGUGGUUCGGCCCUAACCACCAACAACCGUUGCCUUCAAUAGUCCUAUCCAAACAUCAGAUGUUGGAUAGAUACGAGCAGCACACUCUUAAGUGUUCAUCAUGUAGAAGAGCUUACACAAAAUUCCAGGCGUUCCAAAAGUUCCUAAUUGCCGCAGCUGUUAUUUGUUCUGCAACAGCUGGGAUUCCUUCAGAAUUGCAGUUGCGGACUAUUUUGGGUGGACUUGCAAUUGUAAGUGCUGGCUUGGCUUAUGCUUUGCAUGAACUCCAGAAAAAUUUUGUUUUUGUUGAUUACGUCCAUGCUGAUAUUGAAUAAAUAAAAGAACAGGGUCUAGAGGCUACCAGUAAUGGUACAUCCAUCAUACUAGGAAUUAUAAACUGUUGUCUACAACAUUAAACAUGUUGAUUAUGUAAAUGCUGAAAUUGUAAGCACAAUUAACUGUUUUCAAUCUGUAGAAUUCAGUGCAUACUUGUAGAAUAAUGAAGAAUAGAUGAAAUGGAGAUUAUUGAACUUUGGACUCACAA
Cornus florida is the source of this 2072-nucleotide messenger RNA. Its product is annotated as pheophorbide a oxygenase, chloroplastic. The coding region runs from base 238 to 1863 and encodes 541 amino acids. Gene Ontology annotation, molecular function: pheophorbide a oxygenase activity; 2 iron, 2 sulfur cluster binding; chlorophyllide a oxygenase activity. The transcript has 7 exons. Lineage: Eukaryota; Viridiplantae; Streptophyta; Magnoliopsida; Cornales; Cornaceae. The record is from RefSeq and is a predicted model, not a curated record. Gene Ontology annotation, cellular component: chloroplast thylakoid.